Colletotrichum abscissum is the source of this 1323-nucleotide messenger RNA. RefSeq lists its product as uncharacterized. The record is from RefSeq and is a predicted model, not a curated record. Bases 1 to 1323 code for a protein of 440 amino acids. The transcript is spliced from 2 exons. NCBI's taxonomy places the organism in Eukaryota, Fungi, Ascomycota, Sordariomycetes, Glomerellales, Glomerellaceae.
AUGGACGAUCCUUCGAUACAAGGCUCUUCCCGCCUACCUAAGGCCUUCGAGAAGCGUCGCCCACAGAAUCAGUCGGACGAGACUGCGGCUUCUUCGAGAGCUGUCUCCUUGGAACAGGCCAUUAUAGCUAACCUUCACCUAGAAGAAAGGCUUGAAGCUGAAACUCAAGGAGAAACAAUCGAGGUCUGUCUCAAGCGAAUGCUUUCAACCAAGUCAACAAUCUCCACGGCUUCGUCUUUUGCGAAGCGUCAGCAAGCAGCAGUUGACGUUGCUGCAAACUUCCGGGAGAUCGGUACCGGCUCCAUCGGCAAAGUGUUCGAGCAUCCAGGCACCACGUUCGCCUACAAGCUGCCUCUCACGGACUUUUGGGAGGAGAAUCUUGAACUGUUUCCAGAUAUAUCUGGAUCCCCCCGCGAGACCAAUCACAUUCUCUGUAUGGAAAGGAUCUUCCCUCUUCCGAAGCCCGUUCGUCACUGUCUAAUUGAGAAGUUCUGUCCGCCUCAAGGACGAGAGCAGUUGAUGAAGAGCGAGGCCAACAAGGACUGCUUAGUGCGACCGUAUCUCGGCCGCAUCAAGUAUGGUACGGGCGGCCAGUUCUUCUCUCUGCGAAACUUCAAGCUUCACGCCAACCAGAUCAAGGACCUGGAAAUGAAGCCAGCCGACCUGUAUCUGGGGAUGGCUCAUGCUCUUGCCGUUAUGCAUUGGGUAGCUAAGAUUGACGGCAACGAUGUUGAGUUCGUCAUCGGAAGUUCUCCAGUGGCGGAGCAGGUUGUUCGCACUGACUACCUUCUUGUCGAUAUAUUGGCCCUGAAGCCAAUGACCAGCACGUACGAACUUCUGACGCACAAACCCCCUGACUUUGGCCGAAGAGUCACCUCAUUGUGGAUGAUUGACUUCGAUGACUGCCAUGAUAUCACCAUGGAUGACGCGGGCAUUGACAAGGCAGUCAAGGCGUUCAUCGAGACCAAUCACUACUGUCCCCGGCCGAAUUCAGGAGACAAUUACAUCGAGACCAUGUGGAAAGAUUUCUCAAGCAUGUACUUGUCUUUCAGUAGCACCAUCAUGACGAAGCUGGGCAAGAAGAAUGAGCUGGGAAACCUUCCGGCCAAGUUCGUCGAGAGACUCAAGGUGGCAUCGAUCGGAUCUCAACCGCCCAACCCUGGCGCUUCUCCCCAAGCAAAGGACCGAGGAGGCACUUCCGGUUCCAGCUCUUCAGCCGGCCGCGGUGGCUCUUCCGGUGGCAAUACUCCUUCUCGUGGCCGCGGCGGCAUUCAUGACAGAUUAAGAAGCACAAAGCCAGAGAUUUUCCACGGGUUGAAGUGA